This is a messenger RNA of Cyclospora cayetanensis, 780 nucleotides long. RefSeq lists its product as uncharacterized. NCBI's taxonomy places the organism in Eukaryota, Apicomplexa, Conoidasida, Eucoccidiorida, Eimeriidae. Bases 1 to 780 code for a protein of 259 amino acids. The transcript is spliced from 4 exons. The record is from RefSeq and is a predicted model, not a curated record.
AUGCAUCCCUCCAACACGGAGAGCGACAUCGUCAAUUCCCACGAGGAAGCAGCGGGGGGCCAGCCCCUCUUGGAGGAUCACUCCGCAGCCUUCAUUCUGCAGCAACAGGAGGAGGAAGAAGGCCACCAGGAGCUUGAGGAAGAACAAGGCCAGCAGAGGGAGACUGCCCCCGAUGUGAACAGCAAGCGACUACGAACGUAUGUCCAAGUGAAGAACCCAAUUUCUCGUCGCUCCUUCCAGCGGCUAAUCAUUAAACAGUUCCCCUCCACCCCGAUGCGCUCCUCCGCCAUCAAGCUCUCCAGAGCAUUCAACGGAUACGUGCUGGAAGACAGCACGGGCGAGCUUGGGAUCGAUCGACUCCCGGUCUACGAGGGGAAUGUACAUACAGCACCCGGGAGCGCCUGGCCGCGAUGUCGAGUAAGGUGGAGCGCACGGUACUUCGUGCUGUAUCGUGGCCAUUGGUUCUGGUUCAGAGAUAGACGGGCAUACGAGAUUGGCGGCCUAGAAGGUUGUUUAGGGUCUGUUUCGCUUAUGAUCAACAGCCUGUCCAUAGAACUGGAUCCCCGUUGUUCAACAAGAUUCAGCUUGUGCGUGGAAGGCUGGUGCAGCAUCCUCGUAGAUACAAGCAUUCAACGCCAAGACAGGGGCGCCUGGGUUCUCCAUUUUCUAGCGUAUGCCAACAAGGGGGAUCAGCUGCGGAGCCGCUUCCCAGAAGUCGAUUGGGAGGAGUUGUGCAGACGAUGCAGACUCGCUGUUAGGCAAGCAAAUGAAACCCCUUGA